UCGGGUGAUGUCAAUCUGUCAAUCAAAUCAAUUAUCAAUAACAUAAACAUAAUUAUUAUGUUGAUUGAAUCUUCUCUCUGAAAAUUUGAAUUCUGAAUUAAAUGUACUCCAUACGCAUCUUUUACUGAAUGCAUCAACCAUCUUCGAACUUUGAUUAAAAUGAUCCGACUAGUUACUUGAAAGUAAAAACGUUAUAAUGGUUGGAAAGUGCGUUGUACCCGGGUGCGAUAAUUUGGGACAGCAUUUAAUACCACAAAAAGACAGUGAUCGAAGAUGUCUUUGGAUGAAAGCGAUGAGGUUAGAAGGUCAGAUUAUGAAGAUUAAACAACCUUCAAUAUGUACAUUACAUUUCAAGGAAACUGACUAUGAUGCGGAAUAUUAUAUAGAGCCGCCAGAGCCGCUGAAAAUCAAGCGUUUAAAGAGACAUGCAGUACCUUCAAUUUUUCCAUGGACUGAUGCACCACCAACGAAGCGAUGUGCAUUUACCUCUCAAAAAGAAAUGGACCAUAGCUUAGACUCGGAGACUGAAAUGGAAAAUGUUGAACCCAGAGACCCCGUACUUAUCUUUAAAGAUGAUGAUAACACUACAGAACAACUAUCAUCUAAAUUACCAACAUCAUCAUCAUCUGAAUUACCAGCAUCAUCAUUUCAAAUGGGAAAUGAUUAUAAAAGGGAAAUUUCUUUUAAUGCUUCUGGAGUAAAAAAAACAUAUAGAAAGCAACAUAAGUACAUGCCUAUAAAAUUUAUUCCGGAACUAUGUUACCUCCCUUGUCAAGACCUCUUGGAUGCUCCUUUUGAAGAUCCACUAUGUGUACAAGAAAGUGACAGACAACACAGCUCCGAAGCAAGUAACUAUUAUGCAGAAUCCAAAAUUGAUAUUGGAAAUAUUAUUCAAAUUAUUGAGUGUUGAAGUAAAGCAAGAAGAAAAUAGUUCACAUGAUAAUUUAGAAAAUUCUGAUACGUUUACAAAGACUUGUGCAAGUUGUGGACACCCACCCUCUUAUCGUGUGUGUUACAAAACCGAGCCUGAUGGAGUAUAUUUUUAUACAGGUCUUGAAACUAUUGACAAACUCUUACAAGAGAUAGAAAGAUUGCUAGCAAAAGUGUACAUGUGGAAUGAAUAAUUGGAAUGUUGAAGACACAAAAUCUUAACACAGGCAAUGAACCAAACUGAAACUACACUUUCCAGUGAUAUUACUUUUAUUGUGGCCAUGUUGGUAAAUUUUAGAUUGAAUAUCAUAAAUAAAAAUGCUUUUAAACAAAUAUCUACAUAAAAAUAGAUUUUAAAAA
Maniola jurtina (meadow brown) is the source of this 1290-nucleotide messenger RNA. RefSeq lists its product as uncharacterized. The coding region runs from base 197 to 910 and encodes 237 amino acids. The transcript is spliced from 3 exons. The record is from RefSeq and is a predicted model, not a curated record. Lineage: Eukaryota; Metazoa; Arthropoda; Insecta; Lepidoptera; Nymphalidae.